Prorocentrum cordatum is the source of this 874-nucleotide messenger RNA. The record is from the annotation of a GenBank genome assembly. NCBI's taxonomy places the organism in Eukaryota, Dinophyceae, Prorocentrales, Prorocentraceae.
GCCUGGAGGCAUCCGCUGUCGCGUCCGCCUUUCACCCGACGGUUGACCAGGCUGCCGGAGAUGCCGCUUGGCGGCAGCUCAACGAGGCGCUGUCCGUGGGGGCGAGCUCCGGCGUGCAGGUCGACUUCGGCAGCCGCGUGGGGAGGGUGCGGUAUUUCUACCGGCACGUGCCCGUCCGCUGCUGGCAUGUGCCGCACGUGCUGCUAUCUGGUGACCCGCUUGCCCGACGAGUCCUUCCCCGACCGCGGGUCUGUGCUACCCGGUGGUCGACCGCGGCAGCCCCGGCGGCGGCGGGGCGAGCGGGGCGCCGCCCUGCAGGGUCGCCAGCCUCGGAGGGGGGCCCGGCUUCGACGCCCUCGGCCUCGCCCUGCUGGCGGCCAUGGAGCACCUGCGCGUGCGCUUCGAGGUGACCAGCUACGACUUCGAAGAGGGCUGGGAGGAGAUUGUGCGGGCGGUCGACGCCGACAUCUGCUCGGCCCUGGGGCACGCCGCCCGCUUCGGGAGGUGCGACAUCACCGAGGGCCUCUUCUCUCCAGGGUGCAACGCCGAACUGGCGGCGGCGGCCGGCUCGUUCGACCUCUUCGUCGCCGCGUACGUCGUCGCGGAGAACGCCCGGGGGCUGGAGGCCACGGGCUGCGCCUUCUUCUGCGAGCUCUUCGCGUCGGCGCGGCCCGGCGCGGCCUUCCUCUUCUUGGACGCCACGCACCGCCAGUGGCCGCGCCUGGUCGCGCUCGCGCAGGGCCUCGGCGACUUCGAGGUGAGCCUGCCGCGGGCCGAGCCGGGCCAGGGCCGCGGGUUCCCGAGGCACGCGCUGCUCCUCCGCAAGGGGCGCGCCCCUGGCCGCCAGCCGCGGCGCGGCGGGGGCGCGCCGCAG